GUUCUACAAAAAUCAAAUUGAUAAAAAUAUUUUAUCUUAUUAAAUAAACAAUCAAAAAGUACAAAUAAAAAUUUUUUUACAUUGUGAAAAAUAUUGUAAUUCUUUUAACAAGUAUAAACCCACUAUUGGGUCAGGUGAGAGGACAGAGGAUCCAAAAGCCCACUGGUUGGCGGUUCAAAACCGCAGGACGAUCUCACCUCCAUCGGCUUCUAUGCGAACAGAUUGUUGAAAUCGAAGACUUCUUUGUUGUUGAAGACUGAAGAGAAAGAGCAUUAGUAAAACAAAUUUUUUUUAUUGACUACAAAUGGACAAAAAAACCAGGCUAUUCGAGGGGGCAUAGAAAAAGAAAAUGACUUCUUUUGCUUAUUCUUUGAGUGUGACUUCGCCUAUCUUCUUCAACACAUACAAGUAUUGCUCAGUUCCAUUCACAAGAACUGGUCAAGGAAGAAGAUUAAGGGCACCCGUGCCAAGACCAAAAUCCAGACUAUUGGUUUGGGCUGUCCAAGAGAACCAAGGGCCUAGACGGUUAGUUGACAUCAUUCGUGUUCUGCCAGGUGUUUCUAGGAAUUACUUUAGGAGUCCUUCUCGAAGGGCACUUUUUGGGGGCAUAGCUUUGCUGGGAGGGUUUUACGUGGCCCAGACGAUCUCACUCUCAUUUGGAGCUUUAGGGGUCAACGACGUGGUUGCUGCUGUGGUUUGUGUUUUGAUCACCGAGUAUGUGACCAGGUUCUAUUAUACUCAGCCUAAGCUCACUUUUCCCGUUGCCCUUUUGAACAAUUUUAAGAUGGGGUUUACGUACGGUCUCUUCAUCGACGCUUUCAAACUCGCCAGUUAGUUUUCAUUGUGCAUUGAUGUGUGGCCUUUUCUCUCUUUUCCAAUUUUCACAUUUUGGAUACUAUGAUGAUUGUUUGAUACUCACUCCUGUCCGGAUUUAGUUGCUGCCUUUUUUAAAAAAUCAUUUUUUUUUGUAGAAACGAGUUUUACAAAUCUUUCAAACGAGUUUGUCGAUUAUUUAUGUCAACAAUGUUAGCUUUUUCGUCUAACAUGCUAUGUUUAGCUUUUGAAUAAAUUUUAAAACGUCAA
Cuscuta campestris is the source of this 1083-nucleotide messenger RNA. Lineage: Eukaryota; Viridiplantae; Streptophyta; Magnoliopsida; Solanales; Convolvulaceae. The record is from the annotation of a GenBank genome assembly.